This is a messenger RNA of Diabrotica balteata, 1176 nucleotides long. NCBI's taxonomy places the organism in Eukaryota, Metazoa, Arthropoda, Insecta, Coleoptera, Chrysomelidae. The record is from the annotation of a GenBank genome assembly.
AUGGAACAGGAUGAAGUUGAUCUUGAGGAUGGAGAGAUUUCCAAUGACUCAGAUUCAUAUACUCCUCUGGAACGACCCAGUGAUUAUUCAAAAACUCAACCUUUACCGAGACUUCCAGUACGUAUAGACGUAGAAUCAGAAAGUGAAGAGGAAUAUCAAUCCAAUGAUAGUGAUAGUGAUUCUGAUCCAAAUAUGAAAGCCAGAAAAAAGCCUAAAAUAUCCCUCAAGCCGAUGCAACAGUUACGACCUAGAAGACCUAAGAGGUAUGAUAUUUGGAGCAGUAGACUACAAGAAGAAACUUUAGCAGCUACUCUAGAUAACUGUGAUGUAGACAAAAAAGAUAGAUCAAGAGAUGUAGAAUCAUAUGAUUAUACUAUAGCUCAAAGGUACUACAAUGAUGAAGAUGUAAAUAGGUUUAGUCAAGUCAAAGAAAGAACAAAUAAUAAAAGAACCAGAAGUGAAAGGGAUAACAUUAAUUUAAGGCAUAUACAGAGAUCAUCUAGUGAUGAUACAAGUAGAGGAGAGACCAGAAUCAUACCUGACUUGAAAGUUACAUCAAAUAAUGAAGCAGAAGAGAUUGCCAGUGAAAUUGCCUCUAAAUUGAAUGAAGAAAAAGAGGAGUUAAUUUUACGUGUCAUCAAUAUUAUGGGAAAACAAAAAGCUAUAGAUUUAUUUGAGGAGACCCAAAAAGUCGAGGAAGAAGGUGGAAUGUUAAUUAUGAAUAAAACCCGUCGAAGAACACCAGGUGGUGUUUUCUUGUUCUUGGUAAGACACGAUUACCAUAUUACGUUAGAUCAAAAAAAUCAAAUAUUUGGAGAAGAGCGACAACGGUUUAAACAGUACACAAAGAAAAAACAAAAACAGAAAAAUUUGGAACGGAAAAAAGCGAUUCAAGCUAAAAAUCCAAGAAUAUUACCGGAACUUCUGACACGAGCAGAAGCAUUCUCGACUGCGAAUUCAACAAAGAAGAAUAAAGAAACCUGUGAUCAAGACUUCGUCAAUCCCCCUCCUACACCAGAGACUGAUUGCUGCGACAACAGUAGAGAUGGAAUGGAAGGUUCUACUUCGCCCGUUAUAAACUCCAACGACGCACUGAAUACCGAGAGAGGAGGACUCAAUAGCUACGACGAUGAUUUUCUAGAUCUUGGCUGUGCUGCAGAUAUGGAACUGUUUUAA